This is a messenger RNA of Baudoinia panamericana UAMH 10762, 3300 nucleotides long. RefSeq lists its product as uncharacterized. Bases 225 to 2864 code for a protein of 879 amino acids. The transcript is spliced from 2 exons. Lineage: Eukaryota; Fungi; Ascomycota; Dothideomycetes; Mycosphaerellales; Teratosphaeriaceae. Gene Ontology annotation, biological process: peptidyl-serine phosphorylation; intracellular signal transduction. The record is from RefSeq and is a predicted model, not a curated record. Gene Ontology annotation, molecular function: ATP binding; protein serine/threonine kinase activity.
CAUAUCGGCGGCGUGUGCACUGCCCGGCCGUUGAACAGACAGUCCGCCGAACAAUUCGUCAAUACCUGCUCUCUGCAGGCAAUCAAUCAUGCCCAUAACUGUGGUGAAUACAGUAUCUAUAGCCCCGAUACGGUAGCGACGGGAUUUGCCGGUUCGCUUCGCUGCCUGACACCAACAACUCCAGCAGCAGCGAAACGGUGGUAUAGACACCGCACAAGCUCGGGAUGAGCGGCGACAUAAGCCUUGGUGGGCUGCGCAUAGCGAACCCGGACGAUGAAGAGGCGGCGAUUGUGGCACCGACGUCACCCACGAGACCGAGCAUGCCAAUGGGCCGGUCACCACCCGCACCCAGCUCGCGAUCUUCCAACAGCACGGUGAUGCCUGGCUUGGUAGCGGAAGAACGGGAUGCGGUGAGGGAGGAAGAGGGCGGUGGUUUCAGGUUUGAUCCGGCAACGUACAACCUACAGAAUGCCGAUGGCACAACAGACUCUGCGCAACCACCCGCAUCACCGAGCAGACGGCAAGAGCAGUCCAAUAGGUCUUGGGGUGUGCCAUCCAUGCAGAGCAUGCCGCUGGGACACCAGGCUCAGCAAGCCAUGCAAUAUGCGUCGUACUCUCCCAGUCAUGCCACACCACCAAUGCGCAGGCCGAGCAAUCAGAGCACCUCCGUGCGACCCGUGAGCGGCAUGUAUGCCCAAUCCAACAUCUCCGGGAGCUCCGGAAUGUCAAGCCAGGGGUCCUACAGGUACAGGGAUGAAAUGGCAGCAUCUUCGGACAGUAGUUCUGUAGGGCUGGCACGGAGCGGGUCAAAAUCAGCGCGAGGCAUCAUGAGUGCGACAGUGGUCCGAGAGCCAAGUAGGUCAUACAGGCAAAGUGGCCAGCAGAUGAACGGUGGGAACGGGCCUUUGCCGCCGAGGCGGAAUUCGAAACGUGUAAGAGCACCGGUGGCUGCGCCCAAUGGCGGAGUAGAAGGAGCAGAAGCACCGUAUAUUGGCGGUGCGCCGAUGCCGAAGACCGCAGAGGAGUGGCAGGACCGAGGCGCCUCCGUGAUCAGGCAGCAGGAGGUCGACUCGUCAGGACAGACAGUCACCCGGACGGUGAAGAAGGGCGUCAAAGACUUCAACUUCGGACGGACGCUAGGCGAAGGCUCUUACUCUACGGUUCUCGCGGCUACAGAUCGACAGACGCUAAAAGAGUAUGCCAUCAAAGUGUUGGACAAGCGGCACAUCAUCAAAGAGAAAAAAGUCAAGUAUGUGAACAUAGAGCGCGAUACAUUAAACAGAUUAACCGAGCAUCCGGGCAUUGUGCGACUAUACUAUACAUUCCAGGACGAGCGAUCGCUGUACUUUGUCUUGGAUCUGGCGUCUAGCGGUGAACUAUUGGGUGUGUUGAAGAAGAUGGGCUCAUUCGAUAUGGAGUGUGCGCGAUUCUACGGCGCCGAAAUAUUGGAUAGCGUGGCGUAUAUGCACAGCAGAGGCGUCAUACAUCGUGACCUGAAGCCAGAGAACGUGCUGCUAGACAAGGACAUGCACGUCAAGAUCACGGACUUUGGGACGGCGAAGAUAUUGCCAGAGCCCAGGGUGGGUGGAGCAGGCAGUCAAGAAGCACCUGGUGACCCGACAGACGGCGCAGAGACGGAUCGAGCAGUGUCCUUUGUUGGAACAGCGGAGUACGUAAGCCCGGAAUUACUGCGCGACAAGAAUGCAUGCAAAGCCUCGGAUCUCUGGGCAUUUGGCUGCAUCAUCUAUCAACUACUGGCCGGCCGACCACCAUUCAAAGCAGCGAACGAGUAUCUCACCUUCCAGAAGAUCCUUGCAUUGGACUAUACCUUCCCAGACGCCUUUCCGGAAGUGGCGCGAGAUCUCAUCGAACGUCUACUUGUAUUGGAGCCGGCGAACAGAUUACCGAUCGAGCAUAUCCGCAACCACCGGUUCUUCGACGGCGUGCAAUGGGGCAAGGGCUUAUGGCGGCAGAAGGCACCGCGACUGAAGGCAUAUGCUGCACCGCCUGCUGAGCCUAUCAAGCUUAAUGUGCCAAACCAAAAGAUUGCGUCUGCGGGAGCCGCGGCAGCGAUGAAUAUGGCGGCCACGCAGAUGGCUUCGCCUCCGAGCAAUGGCCGGCCGCAGUUACGAGGCGUCACCGAGCUUCCGCCGCCAAGCCAGCUGGACAUCGACUGGAGUCCUGUGUUGACGAGGAGUAACGAGCGGAUACUCAAGCUCGGCAACCUCAUCGUCUACACCGGCCCGGCAGGGCAAAGCAACGGUGCAGAGCCUGGAACACCGUCCGAUAAGCCGAAGUUUAGAUCCAUCUUCGGUGGCAGUGCGCAGAAGAAACGAGAGCGGCUUGUGCUCAUCACGAGCUGUGCGCGCUUGGUCGUCGUUGCGGCAGGCGGCAACGAGAAGAAGGCGAAGAUGGAGUUGAAUCUGCUCGCUAGCGGGACGUCAUGGAAGAGCUUUACUGACGCCAAGGGCUUGACGGCUUGGCAGCUCGAUACUCGCGAAAAACACCUAACCUUCGAAGACCCGCGCGCCACCACCUCCGACCCGGCCGGCAGCAAAUACAGCACUCAAGAAUGGAUCGAAGCGGUCGAGCAAGCGCGCGAACUCGCCGUUGCGCAGUCGAUGGCAGUAAGCUUUACUUACUCCGGCGACUCGCUAAUGAACAAUCUGGAGCCCAUCAUCAGCGGUAGCCCGGCAGGGUCACAGGGCAGCGAUUACCAAGGAGCGAUGCCCGGACCAAACGUGGAGAGACAUGCGCUGCGGCAGACGCUGCGGAAACAGAACACGGACGACUCCGACACAUUCAAGGGCCGGAAGAGGUUCUCAAAGCGGCAUUCGAAGAGUGGGCUUGCGGCUGUCUUCUAACAUUGCAAAUUUGAGUCUUCACACAGCAUUUCGAAUUCGGCACAGUCACUAUAGCCAUCCUUACGACGUUACGACAACUCUACGCAGCGGAUUUAAUCAUCUUUCUUGACGAUCUUGAGCGGCGCCCGCAGCAUACAGCCGAAAAAUCUUUUCUUAAGCGUCUGGGUGGGUCUGUCGGUAGCGGAGCUCAGCAGGCAGGCGUUCUAACUGGCUCACUUUCUUGUGUAUUUGGUGCACUGAGUGGAUGAUGGAAGGCAUGUCCUGGUCGGCAGAAGAAGCAUUCGUGAUGUCGUUGAGUGGUGGCGGUACAGAGCUUACUCCAUGGCGGCGAAUUCGGUCGACUGUUGGAGCGUGAUACCGUACGUGAGGGUAAAAAUACAUGGGACAAGCUAAACGCAUACUGUAGCUUGGCGUAUCGAUAUCCUGCCGCCUCACU